Molecule: messenger RNA, 642 nt
Organism: Xylona heveae TC161
Lineage: Eukaryota; Fungi; Ascomycota; Xylonomycetes; Xylonales; Xylonaceae
Exons: 1
Coding region: 126-482 (118 amino acids)
Source: RefSeq, a predicted model, not a curated record
UGUAUUACAAAGGGGGAGUGUGACUCCUCGACACGUCAUUGUCAAAGAAAGAGCCGAUGUUAUGUGGAAGGGGCAGAAGGGAAAUGUAGUCAAACGAGCAUCAAUGUUGUCAUAUCAUAAUCAUCAUGGGAACAUGCUUUCCUCCGUUUUCUACCUCGGAUUUUAUGUUUUAUAUAUUUUCUUUUUCUUCUCCGUUUGCAGCGCGCUUUGUAUUCGUAGGGAACGUUUGCCAGUACAAUGCAGGGAAGGGAUCAAGUGUGGUAGAUAAAAUCAUCUCUUGCGUGUUGUAUCUUUCUAUCGUGGUCAAAGUGCAUAAAGUAUAUGUGUCCGUGUCUAGUCCAAACGGCCGUGUCAGUGUCCUAACGAUUGUCCCGCCAAAAGAUGAAGGUUUGACUGCCACUCAAUACUGUUGGCCGCUUGCGGUUCCGGUACGAAAAUCAUCAAAGUUGAGGCGAGGCGGCGAACUGAGAUUGUCAAUGUAAAUGACUGUAGCGUAAUGUAUAGUAUGAUUGAAGAAUCAACUAUUUCAAUCAUGACAAAGAUGUUCGAAAAUGUCCAGAGGAGCAAUUUGACAUUGCCGUACCUCUCCCUCAACUCGAAGCCACAAUGCACAUGAUUGCAAUGGCAACAUUGAUCGCUAGU